Molecule: messenger RNA, 2276 nt
Organism: Cyclopterus lumpus (lumpfish)
Lineage: Eukaryota; Metazoa; Chordata; Actinopteri; Perciformes; Cyclopteridae
Gene: fggy
Product: FGGY carbohydrate kinase domain containing
Exons: 16
Coding region: 106-1806 (566 amino acids)
Biological process (GO): carbohydrate metabolic process
Molecular function (GO): phosphotransferase activity, alcohol group as acceptor; kinase activity
Source: RefSeq, a predicted model, not a curated record
GUUUCGCGUCCCGUCGCAGCCACGGGUCUCCAGCACAAAGUACGGAAACUCAAAAGUUAUGUUUUGUGCGGUGAAAUAACAUGUUAAUCUCCUGAUCGUCUCCUGAUGGCAGAGGUUUAUUAUGUCGGGGUGGACGUGGGCAGUGCCGGUGUGAGGGCUGCACUGGUGACCAGGGCUGGCCUGGUGGUGAGCACUGCAGAGGAGACCAUCAGCAUCUGGGAGCCCCAGUCUGACCACUAUGUCCAGUCCUCCACUGAGAUCUGGGAGAAAUGCUGCACAGUUGUCAAGAGAGUUACCCAAAGUGUUGAGAAGAGUCGGGUACGAGGGAUCGGCUUUGAUGCCACCUGCUCACUCGUGGUUUUGGACCAAAGCUUCCAGCCUGUGCCAGUCUGUCAGGAUGGUGACAAACAAAGGAACGUGGUGAUGUGGAUGGACCAUCGUGCUGAAGAACAGGCUGCUCGUAUAACCAACACGGGCCACGGGGUCCUGAGCCGGGUGGGAGGAGUCAUGUCACCAGAGAUGCAACCCCCUAAGCUGCUCUGGCUCAAAGAGAAUCUAAGAGAAAGCUGCUGGAACAAAGCUGCUCACUUUUUCGAUCUCCCAGACUUCCUGUCGUGGAAGGCAACAGGCUCUUUGACACGGUCUUUAUGUACUCUGGUGUGUAAAUGGACUUAUUGCCCUCCAGAUGGAUGGGAUGCUGGUUUUUGGACCAACAUUGGACUCGAGGAGCUCCUGGAAAACAACUUUUCCAAAAUAGGCAGCGCGACUUGUUCUCCAGGGAGCCCACUGGGAGACGGCCUCACCCAGGACGCAGCAGCAGAGUUAAACUUGGAGCCAGGAACUGCAGUCGGUGCUUCUCUCAUUGAUGCUCAUGCUGGAGGCCUUGGUGUGAUAGGUGCAGAUGUAAAAGGCUUUCAGCUGCCCUGUGAGGACCAGCCGCUCACCUCACGCAUGGCGAUGAUCUGUGGAACAUCAACCUGUCACAUGGCGAUCAGCAAGCAGCCUCUGUUUGUGCCAGGAGUGUGGGGGCCCUGCCUGUCGGCCAUGGUGCCCGGCAUGUGGCUCAACGAGGGGGGGCAGAGUGCUACAGGAAGGCUGAUUGACCACAUGGUGAAGGGCCACGCCGCCUACACCCAGCUCCAGCAACAGGCCCAGCAGAGAUUUCCCCUUACUGGCGAGAACAUCUUCAGCUACCUGAACAACCACCUGAGUUCGAUGGCUACUUCUAAUUCUGUUGACCUGCUGGGCUCCAGUCUCCACGUGUGGCCGGACUUCCACGGGAACAGGUCGCCCCUGGCUGACCCGACCUUGAAGGGCAUGGUGAUUGGACUGCCACUCUCCCAGACCUUGGAUGACUUGGCCCUGCUCUAUUUGGCCACCAUACAAUCCCUCGCUCUUGGUACUCUUCAAAUUCUGGAGGCCAUGAAAGAAGCAGGUCACGACAUCAGAACCCUCUUCCUGUGUGGCGGCUUGAGCAAAAACGCUCUGUUUGUCCAGAUUAACGCCAACGCCACAGGGUUGCCCGUGGUGUUGCCAGACCAGACGGAGGCGGUGUUGAUAGGAGCCGCAGUGCUGGGUGCAUGUGCCUCACAGGACUACAGCACUGUACAGGAGGCAAUGGAGAGAAUGGCUAAAGUGGGGAAAGUUGUUCAGCCUGACUUUAAGCUCCAGAGCUUCUACGAGAGAAAGUACAAAGUGUUCCUGCGACUGUUCGCCCACCAGAGGGAGUACCAGGCCCUCAUGAACCAGAGACGACACGGCUGGUGGGAGGCAGCCGAGCUGGAACUGACUCUCUCUGUGUCAUAGGGAUGACAAAUCCACACACUGGAAACGUGAACAGAAGUCUUGACCUUGCUGCUUUUCCUGAUAUGAAUGGUCGAGUUAAAAAAAUGCAAUCAAUAACCUGAUGGACACCGGUAGUCUGAGGCUGAAUAUCAGUCAGGAGGUUUGCUUGAUUCUGUUUAAUGCGAGUUUAGACUUCAUUACUGCAGGAUUUCAAACCACCUGGCAGAUGACGGUAGAGAAGAAGACCUCUAUGGACACGAGCUGCGGGAGCUUUUUAUGGCUGUCUGACUUUUAGAUCCCCAGCUGCAGUUCUACCCAGAAGGAAGAGGAGGGGCUGCAGGAGUGAAUGUGCUGACAUCAACAGAUACGAUGACUUGCGGCUCUCUCCUCAGCUCAACGCCAUCAAGGACCGUCUCCUUCACAUGUAUUCCUAAUAAAUAAUUAAAAUGAUAGAACUCUGUUCGUACCUUUCACCAGUCACUCCACCCUAA